This is a messenger RNA of Notothenia coriiceps (black rockcod), 1393 nucleotides long. RefSeq names its product integrin beta-8-like. NCBI's taxonomy places the organism in Eukaryota, Metazoa, Chordata, Actinopteri, Perciformes, Nototheniidae. Gene Ontology annotation, cellular component: integrin complex; focal adhesion; cell surface. The record is from RefSeq and is a predicted model, not a curated record. Bases 445 to 1296 code for a protein of 283 amino acids. The transcript has 6 exons. Gene Ontology annotation, biological process: integrin-mediated signaling pathway; cell-cell adhesion; cell migration. Gene Ontology annotation, molecular function: integrin binding.
UAUAACAGCUCACUCUCCUGGCUGUCGCGUGGGACGUGCAUGUUGGUGCGCACCGGCGCUGGUGCUCGUGCGUGUAACUCAGCUGGUCUCUGUCCCGAGACGAGACUUCACGAUCAGCUGUGAGACAGACUGGGGGAGACGUCGCACACCUGCGGCUUAAAGGAAAUAGAUGGAGGGACUUGCGCCACAGACGACCGAUUACUUCCCCUCCUCUCGUGGUCCACGGGGGAGCGCGUUUAUAAGCUGAUUUACCCCAGGGGAUGUGAAUACCUCCCCGGGAUUAGAAGGUUAUUGGGCAAUUGACAAUGCCCCGCGUCUCGGUCCGGCACUACCGGCUUUUGUUGGUGCGGCAGCGGACGCAGGACACCCGGUUUUCCCCGGUUCAUCUCCAGUAGCUUUGCAGCCUCUGCUCCUGUGUCACCCUCCCGGUGUGGAUAGGAUAAUAUGACUUCCUGGCUCCGCACAUACGGCAGCGUCCCUCUGUGUCUCCUGCUCUUCUGCUUGGUGGUCGCUGUCUGCGCACAACGCUCCAGUGCCAGUGAAAGUGUGUGCUGGUCUCCUAGCCUCACUUCUUGUAAAGAGUGUCUCAGCCGUGGACCACAGUGUGCCUGGUGUUUCAAGGAGGACUUUCUGGAUGGAGCGGUGGCGAGCCAGCGCUGCGACCUGCCGGUGAAGCUGCUCAGGAGAGGCUGUGAGCCGGAGUUCAUGGAGCAGUCAGAGGUCAAGGUGGAGGUCAACGCCACCACCAGCAGCCCACAAGUAUCCCCACAAGACAUCAGCGUCACCCUCAGACCAGGUUCGCAGGCCAGUGUAGUGGUGGCUGUGAAGCAGCUGAAGCGUUAUCCUGUGGAUCUGUACUACCUGGUUGAUGUGUCGGCCUCUAUGCAGGAAAACCUCGAUCAUUUGAAGACAGUAGGUGUGGCGUUGUCUCUUCGUAUGACGGAGCACUCCUCGGACCUUCAGCUGGGUUUCGGCUCGUUUGUGGACAAGCCUGUCUCUCCUUACAUCAACGUCCAUCCAUCCAAGAUCAGCAACCCCUGCAGUGAUUAUGAGAUCCGCUGUCGUCCAGCCCAUGGCUUCCACCACGUCCUGGGUAUGACUGGAAAUAUAAGCGAGUUCACGCGUGUGAUCAAACGCCAGCGCAUAUCUGGAAACAUGGACACACCUGAGGGGGGACUGGAUGCCUUGCUGCAAGCUGCAGUCUGCCAGGUGUGUAAAUACAGAUGCUGGAAAGUUAGGCUCAGCUAUAAGUAUGUAAAGAGAAAGGGAGUUAGGAAAAACCUUCAGUUCCCUUGAGGCUUGAAUAUGUUCUAAAAAAAGAGCCACAACCCCAAAUUUGGGAGUACGUCUGCAUGCCGGUGAAAGAGGCUUUUAUUCUGGGAGAUGGUGGCAC